Lichtheimia ornata is the source of this 279-nucleotide messenger RNA. RefSeq lists its product as uncharacterized. The transcript is spliced from 4 exons. NCBI's taxonomy places the organism in Eukaryota, Fungi, Mucoromycota, Mucoromycetes, Mucorales, Lichtheimiaceae. The coding region runs from base 1 to 279 and encodes 92 amino acids. The record is from RefSeq and is a predicted model, not a curated record.
AUGCCUCAACAAGAUAAGCUUAACGCUCAGAAGAUCCACCAAUAUCUCAUGGAGCUUGAUUCUCAGGCUGCUGACACUGGACGCCAUAGAUACACAGCAAAGGAGGUCCAGUAUAUGCAGGAACGACUAAACGAAAUUGAGCAACUCUAUAAGCAAGAUGUACUUGGCGAGUACACUGCUUCGAAGGAUGAUCCAGAGCACCAAACUCAAUCCCAAAUUGCAAACGAGAUCAAGAGUACCAGAGACACAUUGAAGCAAAUGCGCAACAAUGCUCUGUAG